Messenger RNA from Ostreobium quekettii, 171 nucleotides. The record is from the annotation of a GenBank genome assembly. Lineage: Eukaryota; Viridiplantae; Chlorophyta; Ulvophyceae; Bryopsidales; Ostreobiaceae.
GAGCGUCAGGAGCGUCAGAUGGCGCAUGGGGUUGAGCCAAACAGGGAUGUGUUCAUGGGUUAUGGGAGCCUGGUGUACGCCCUUGUAGGCGUGCAUAUCAUCGCUUUCCUCACCUGGGUCGUCCUACUCGUCUGGACUCCACCAAAGAAGGCCCAAGAGCACAAGGAGUGA